This is a messenger RNA of Theobroma umbraticum, 937 nucleotides long. RefSeq lists its product as uncharacterized. Lineage: Eukaryota; Viridiplantae; Streptophyta; Magnoliopsida; Malvales; Malvaceae. The record is from RefSeq and is a predicted model, not a curated record.
CUUGAGCUGAAUUACAGGCUAUAGCAGGUAACCCCAAAAGAGUCUCAUAAAUUUCUUCAAUAUAAUUUUAGAAGAAAUAAAUAAAUAUCUAGUGAUUGGAGUGACUAAAUAAUUGCUUGACCAAUUAGAUUCUGAUGCAAUUAAAUGAAUGUACUACAUGGUUCAAGUUGUAUUUUCAAAUGCCAUGAUGAUUACAAAACGAACACAUAAUUGAUGUAGCAAACUAUUGCAACGGCUAGAUUGAUAAACAAAUCAAGCUUUUUUUUUAAUAGUUUCUAGCCGACCUUCAUUGCCAAACCAUCUAGAGGCUAUAAACCUGAAGCCGACAAACAGUUUCUUAGAUAUAAAUCUAGCAAUAUUUUAUCUGAAACUAGGUGCUAGGUCAUGUGUUCACUCUCUCGUCGGCAUUUGAGCUUUAACGUUAUGGAGAUUCAAGGCUAUAUAUAAAUAGUAUAAUGCAUUGCCAGAACUCUUAUCUUCCCAUCUGUCCUUCAACGUCACAAAUUCAGCAAUGGAAGCAACUUCUCUAAGCUCCUCCUCUUCCUCUUUCCUGCAUUCCCGGAAAAUGUUACUCUGGGACGAUAAAAGGCGUAGAGGCCGCAUGGUUUUUGUAGCUGGAAGAGACUCUCAGCAAUGGAAUUACAGUGGACAACUGGUGAAUGAAAGCCUGAUCGUGUUACGAAAACGGAUUCAUGAUUUGAAGAUCAUAGAGAGAAACUAUGAGCCUCCGGCGGAUUGGAUGGAGUGGGAGAAGCAGUAUUAUACAUCUUAUAACGAGUUCAUUUGUAAAAUGGUGGGGUUAUUGCAAUCACAUUUGAUGAACACAAGGCCUAGCUUGGCUCUUGGGGCGUUGGCAUUGGUUACAAUGAGUUUGCAAGUAUCCAUGGUCAUGGUUUUAGUGUACUUGAUGCAGGCAGCCAAUGGAAUCUUGUCUACC